AUGACCGAAGCAAUUCCAGAGCCGACCAUACAUUUGUAUACAGCCCAGACUCCAAAUGGCAUCAAAGUGUCGAUGUUGCUGGAGGAAUUGGGACUGCCUUACAAGGUGACGGCCAUCGACUUGGCCAAAAACGUUCAGAAAGAGCCGUGGUUCCUUGACAUUAACCCUAAUGGACGCAUUCCUGCGCUCACUGACGUGCUGCCUAACGGCGAGCCUAUUCACAUCUUUGAGAGCGGCGCCAUCAUGCAGUAUCUUGUCGACCGUUAUGACACUGAGUACAAGGUUUCAUACCCACGGGGUACCAAAGAGUACUGGGAGAUGACUAGUUGGCUUUUCUGGCAGAUGGGUGGGCUAGGGCCCAUGCAAGGUCAGGCAAAUCACUUCUCAAGAUAUGCCCCUGAAAAGAUCCAGUACGGCAUCGACCGGUAUAGGAAUGAGACGCGACGUUUGUACCGAGUUAUGGACACACAGCUAAGCAAGUCAAAAUCGGGAUAUCUCGUCGGCGACCGCUGUACCAUCGCAGACCUUGCCUGCUGGGGUUGGGUUGCUGCGUCCCAUUGGGCUGGUGUUUCUCUUGACGAGUUUCCGCAUCUGAACGCCUGGCUUGAUCGUCUGCUGGCCCGGCCUGGUGUUGAAAAAGGCCGCCACGUUCCCAAACGGCACACAGUGCUAGACAUGCGUGGCAAGAGCGAGGAGGAGCUAGACCGUGAGGCUGAGAAAACUCGGGCCUGGAUCCAAGAAAGCAUGAAGGAAGAAGCGAAGAAGUGA
Thermochaetoides thermophila DSM 1495 is the source of this 768-nucleotide messenger RNA. RefSeq names its product glutathione S-transferase-like protein. Bases 1 to 768 code for a protein of 255 amino acids. The transcript has 6 exons. Lineage: Eukaryota; Fungi; Ascomycota; Sordariomycetes; Sordariales; Chaetomiaceae. The record is from RefSeq and is a predicted model, not a curated record.